AAAAAACCAAUCUCUAUGGAAAAAUAGACAAAAUUAAUGUUUCUUAACUCUCUUUCCUCUCUCUAAACAAAAGUAGAAAGUGGAAGAAGAAGAAGAAAGAACGAGUUUGUAGCUGUUUGUUACGUUUCUUUCUCCUUUUAAAAAACUCCAAUCUUCUCUCUCUCUCAGUUAUCUAUUCUUCUGUUCCUCUCUACGCGCCAACAGAAUCAAUCUUCCUCUGCUUUGUAUUGAAUCUGAUUCUGAGAUCCUCUUACCUUCUGAUUACUGACGAAUAAGAAAAGAGUGAGAGACAGAGAAAGGGUUGUGAUGUUUCUCGUGUUUCUAGUCUCUUUCUCAAUCACUGUAUAAAUUAAACAAAAACACCUCUCUUUCUUUUUGUGUGUGUGUGUGUGUGUGGUGCCAAUAGAGAAAUAAAAAUCAACUUAGAUCUCUUCCUUUUUCCUCCUCUUUAAACUUUUUUGGGGUUGAAUUUUAAUUUUUAUUUCACAAAUAUAUUUAAUUUGUAAGAAGAAAACGUGUUUUUCUUUCUUCUUUCAAGACUCAAACCCAGAGAAGUCAUAUUGGUCAGCUUUGAAAGGCUUCAUUUUUAUUUUUAUAAUUCAAUUUUGUUUCCUUUCUUCAUUCAUUCAUUCCAUUUUGGGUUUUCUCUUUAUUGUUAUUCUCUCUAUAUGUGUUCUUGCAGAGACUAGCUGGAACUAAUAACACAAAGCUGAAUCUUCCUUCAUUGCCACUUGUGGGUGUGUGAUUGUACAACUAGUUGGUCCUGGAGUGCCUUUUCAAUAUCAUCAGGGCCCUGAGAAUGGGGUCCUGUCUAUCUGCUGAGAGCAUGAGUCCUAGACCGGGCUCUCCUUGCUCUCCUGGCUUUGGUGUGAGAAAAAGAAAAAACUCCAAGAAUAAGAGACUUGCUGGUUCCAGAAACUCCUCCUUUGACUCCAGGAGAGAUGAUCCUCUCCAUCGAGUCCCCGGCCGUAUGUUCUUGAACGGAUCAAGUGACGUUGCUUGUAUCUUCACUCAACAAGGCAAGAAAGGGCCUAACCAAGACGCCAUGGUUGUUUGGGAGAGUUUUGGUUCGAGGACGGAUACAGUGUUCUGCGGUGUGUUUGAUGGGCAUGGUCCUUUUGGUCAUAUGGUUGCUAAGAGAGUCAGAGACAAUCUUCCUCUCAAGUUAAGUGCUUAUUGGGAAGCUAAAGUACCUGUUGAAGGUUCUAUAAAGACUGUUAAUAAUAGUGCCAACAACAACUCUGAAGAUGCUGCUUCUUUUGUAUCUACCGAGGAAGAGCCUAGGCCAGAAGAGAGCACAGAGUCUGAACUGUUUCAAACUCUGAAAGAGGCGUUUCUUAAGGCUUUUAAGGUUAUGGACAGAGAGCUCAAGUUCCAUGGGAGUGUUGACUGUUUCUGCAGUGGUACAACCGCUGUGACUUUGAUCAAACAGGGUGAGUAUCUAGUUGUUGGAAACGUUGGGGACUCUAGAGCUGUGAUGGGGACAAGAGACGGUGAAAAUGGUCUUGUUGCUGUUCAACUAACUGUGGAUCUCAAGCCAAAUCUACCAGCUGAGGAGGAGAGAAUAAAGAAGUGUAGAGGACGUGUGUUUGCUCUUAGAGAUGAGCCUGAUGUUUGUAGAGUUUGGCUCCCAAACUGUGACUCGCCUGGUCUUGCAAUGGCACGUGCUUUCGGUGACUUUUGCCUUAAAGACUUUGGUCUAAUCUCUGUCCCUGAGGUUUCAUUUCGCCGAUUAACCGAACAAGAUGAGUUCAUAGUGUUGGCUACAGAUGGGGUUUGGGAUGUACUCUCAAAUGAAGAAGUAGUGAAGAUUGUAGCUUCAGCACCAUCACGUUCCUCUGCAGCAAGAGCUUUAGUUGAGACUGCGGUUAGAGCGUGGAGACACAAGUACCCAACCUCAAAAGUCGAUGACUGUGCUGCGGUCUGCUUGUAUCUAAACUCCAACGGCUCAAACGCCAUAUCUACAGCUUCUUCCUUCUCCAAACUUGAAGAUGGAGAUGAGAUUGAUGAUGGAUCAGGUCCAAGCGGUGGUCUAGGACGUUCGAGUACUGUCAGGACAGGGAAAGAGAUUGCUCUCGACGAAAGUGAAGCUGAGAAGCUGAUAAAAGAAGAGGAUACAGAACAUGGAACAGAGUAUUCUGCACUAGAAGGUGUUGCAAGAGUUAAUACACUUUUGAACUUACCAAGAUUUGUGCCUGGAAAGUGAAAAAGAGAAAAGAAGAAGUUUGAGUUUGUGACAAAGACAUCAUCAAAAUAAAUUACUCAGGAGGAGAGGUUCUGUGUUUUUUUUUCCCACCUUUCUUUCUACAUUUUUCUCUUAUUCUUUUUAUCUAAAAUCUGUUAGAGAUUCAUUGUUUUUGGAACUACUUAAAUACUCUGUCAGUUUUGUCUU
Brassica napus (rape) is the source of this 2392-nucleotide messenger RNA. RefSeq names its product probable protein phosphatase 2C 33. Gene Ontology annotation, molecular function: protein serine/threonine phosphatase activity. The transcript is spliced from 7 exons. Gene Ontology annotation, biological process: protein dephosphorylation. NCBI's taxonomy places the organism in Eukaryota, Viridiplantae, Streptophyta, Magnoliopsida, Brassicales, Brassicaceae. Bases 800 to 2206 code for a protein of 468 amino acids. The record is from RefSeq and is a predicted model, not a curated record.